AUGACGACAAGCCCGAUCAAUCAGCGCUAUCUCCCCAAGCAAGACGAAGUGGGUGUCGUUGCUGUCGGCUUUUCUGGUGGCCAGCCCAAGGUUGGUGUCGAUGAUGGCCCGCAGGUCCUGAUCGACUCAGGCCUCCUCACCCAGCUGAGCCAGGAUCUCGGCUACAAGCUGUUUGGCGACGACAAGGUGAACCUGUACCGCGAGCUCCUGCCCCAGAGUGAGAAUGCGGACCCACCGUUCCGCAACAUGAAGAACCCGCUUGCGGCCUCGGCCGUCACACGCCGCAUCGCCGAGCAGACCUACGAGCACUCUGUGCAAGGUCGCAUCGCUCUGACGCUGGGCGGUGACCACAGCAUCGCCAUCGGCACCAUCGCAGGAACCGCCAAGGCCACCCGGGAGCGCCUAGGUCGCGAAAUUGGCGUCAUCUGGGUGGAUGCGCACGCGGACAUCAACACGCCCGAGUCGAGUGACAGCGGCAACAUCCACGGCAUGCCCGUGGCCUUCCUGACUGGCAUCGCCAAGGAGGAGCGCGAGGAGUACUUUGGCUGGCUCAAGGAGGACAUGCUCCUGAACCACAGGAAGCUGGUCUACAUUGGCCUGCGCGAUGUCGACGCUGGCGAGAAGCGCAUUCUGCGCGAGUACGGCAUCAAGGCGUUCAGCAUGUUCGAUAUUGACAGACACGGUAUCGGGCGAGUUGUAGAGAUGGCCCUGGCCCACAUUGGUGCCGAUACCCCCAUCCAUCUAUCGUUCGACGUGGACGCCCUGGACCCCCAAUGGGCCCCCAGCACUGGAACUCCCGUCCGCGGCGGUCUGACCCUGCGCGAGGGAGACUACAUCUGCGAGAGCGUUCACGAGACGGGCAACCUCAUCGCUGUGGACCUGGUCGAGGUGAACCCUAACCUGGCCUCGGACGAGAAGGGCAAGCAGGAGACCAUUAGAGCCGGCUCGUCGCUGGUGCGCUGUGCGCUGGGAGAGUCCCUUCUAUGA
Clonostachys rhizophaga is the source of this 987-nucleotide messenger RNA. Lineage: Eukaryota; Fungi; Ascomycota; Sordariomycetes; Hypocreales; Bionectriaceae. The record is from the annotation of a GenBank genome assembly.